This is a messenger RNA of Closterium sp. NIES-65, 1128 nucleotides long. The record is from the annotation of a GenBank genome assembly. Lineage: Eukaryota; Viridiplantae; Streptophyta; Zygnematophyceae; Desmidiales; Closteriaceae.
AUGCUACAUGUGGUUACUAGACUCGCUCUACAUUUUUCCCGGUCGCCUUCCUCUCUCGCGCUUCGCCUAUCCCUCUCCUGCCGCCAUCCUUUCUCCCGUCGCCCUCCUCUCUCCCGUCACCCUCCUCUCUCCCGUCGCUUAUCCUAUCUCCCGCCGCCUUCGCUCUCCCGUCGCCUUCCGCGCUCUCUCUCCCGUCACCUUCGCGCUCUCUCUCCCGUCGCCUUCGAGCUCUCUCUCCCGACAACUUUGCGCUCUCACUCCCGUCGCUUUCGCGCUCUCCCUCCUGUCGCCUUCGCGCUCUCUUACCCGUCUCCUCCGCGCUCUCUUUCUCGUCACCUCCGCGCUCUCCCUCCCGUCGCCUUUGCGCUCUCUUUCUCGUCGCCUUCGCGUUCUCACUCCCGUCGCCUUCGCGCUCUCACUCCGGUCGCCUCCGCGCUCUCUUUCCCAUUGCCUCCUCACUCUCUCUCCCGUCGCCUCCGCGCUCUCUCCCUUCCCCGCCCGUCGUUCUUCCUCUAUCCGCUCCCCUCUUGUCGUUUUCCCUCUCACUCCUCCCCUCCCGACGUUUUUCCUCUCUCCCCUAAAAGUCCCAUCUCAUCGCUGACAUCGCUUCCAAAACCUAAUAUCUUGCCUUCGCCCUCUCUCUCUACCCUUCCCCCCCCGUCUCCCUUGCUCUCUCCCCUUCCUCCCGUCACCCUUGAUGUAGUCGUCGCCUUCGCGCUCUCCCUAUUGUCGCAUGUCUCCUCUCCCUCCCGUCGUAUGCACGCUCUCCCUCUUGUCCCCUUCGUCCUCUCUCUCCCGUUGCCUACAAGCUCUCCCUGUUGUUGCCUUCACCUUCUACCACCCGUCGCCUUAGCGCACUCACGUCCCGUCGCCUGCGCGCUCGCUCUCCCUCCCGUCGGCAUCGCGCUCACGUUCCUCCUCUCCCCUCCCAUCUCGUCGUUCGCCUCCUCCCCCCCCAACCUGUUGUUCUUCUCUCUUUCCCCAUCUCAAUCGUACUAUCCUUUCGUGAUACCUUGUCCAACUUAUUUUUUCCCCUCGUUCUUCGGCUCACUAUUUUAUAACCUCUUUCAUCCUCUCAAAUACAGGCCCACCUCCACUCUCAUCCGCCUUUUCUCGCAGAUCUGCUAG